Molecule: messenger RNA, 525 nt
Organism: Sphaerulina musiva SO2202
Lineage: Eukaryota; Fungi; Ascomycota; Dothideomycetes; Mycosphaerellales; Mycosphaerellaceae
Exons: 3
Coding region: 1-525 (174 amino acids)
Source: RefSeq, a predicted model, not a curated record
AUGACAUCAAACUUUCGGAUCGGAGAUACUACUACCCGGACUCCUACGCUUUUCAAAGAGAGGAAGAGAAGGACAAGAAGAAGACGCCUGCCCGAAGAAGACGCCUACCCGAAGAAGAGGCCUACCCGAGAAGAAGAAGAAGCCCGGGAGGAAGAAGAAGACGCCUACGGCCUGCCCGAGAAGACCCUACCUACGACGCCCGCCUACGACGUCCGCCCGAGAAGAAGACGCCUACCCGAGAAGAAGACGCCUGCCUACGAUACCUACCCGAAGAAGACGCCCGCCCGAGAAGAAGACGCCUACCUACGACGCCUACCCGAGAAGAAGACGCCUACCUACGACGCCCGCCUACCUACGACGCCCGCCUGCCUACGACGCCUGCCUACGACGUCCGCCCGAGAAGAAGACGCCUGCCUACGACGCCUACCUACCUACGACGCCUGCCUACGACGUCCGCCUAAGAAGAAGACGCCUACCUACGACGCCUACCUAAGAAGAAGACGCCUACCUACGACGCCUACCUAA